This is a messenger RNA of Dreissena polymorpha, 12910 nucleotides long. RefSeq names its product B-cell lymphoma/leukemia 11A-like. The record is from RefSeq and is a predicted model, not a curated record. Bases 686 to 3535 code for a protein of 949 amino acids. The transcript is spliced from 3 exons. Gene Ontology annotation, molecular function: RNA polymerase II cis-regulatory region sequence-specific DNA binding; DNA-binding transcription factor activity. NCBI's taxonomy places the organism in Eukaryota, Metazoa, Mollusca, Bivalvia, Myida, Dreissenidae. Gene Ontology annotation, biological process: regulation of transcription by RNA polymerase II. Gene Ontology annotation, cellular component: nucleus.
UACGAAUAAUCAUAUUGGCUGUUCACACAGUUAGCUGGUAUAGAAAAGGUUCACUGGUCAGAGAUAGACACAUCGCAGGGAGAGGAAAUACAUCUCGCCAAGAGGGCGACCGCUUCUUUUUAGUUUUAGUACGUUUACGUUGUCAUCGUGGACCUUAAUUGUUGACAUGUAGCUGGACUUUUCAAGUGAUUAUAAAGUAUAUGAAUACGAUAAGGUCAUUGUCCACUGAACGAGGUUGGAUUUACAAACAUAUCACUGGUUAAUCAAUUAUUUAUCUAACGAAGAGGAUCGCGCUUGUGUUUUGUUUGAUUUAAAUCUUUAAACAUGAACUUACAUUGUGUUUUUGUCUUAAUACAUCGUGAAAAAUACUAAUAGUACAAAAGGUACUUUAAACACGAUUGAUGUAAAUUUAAAGUGUUAAGACUCGAACUGGAAGUGGUCAGUUGAGAUAGUGGGCACUACGCCGACCUAGAAAAAGACGCAAAUGUGAGGUCAUUGACCAGAGAGAAACCGCUGUGGGGAUAAGUAAAAUAAAUCAUUACAUUAAGGAAACUACUGACCAGUGACUUAUAAUUGUGAAUAAUUUGGAUAUUUUAAUGAAAGUGGAGCGAAUUUCCGCCAUCUUGUCUGCCUUUGUCCGAAGUAAUACCGGUACAUCAAGGGGUUUAAUGUCUAACAAACUGACAUGUCUCGCCGUAAACAGGGGCGGCCAGUUCAGAGACUGACCAUAGACUCGGUUGAACAAGAGAAUGACCUGCUGGUGUGUGGUGACUGCCAGACAAACUUCCGGCUGCGUGAGAUCACCAAGUUCAUCCGCCACAAGGUCAACAAGUGUGGCAAAGAGAAAACCGAUGAGAAUGAGAGCUACGAACAAAACGAUGACGGCAACAAUAGCGCGGUCAUCAGCAGCAAACGGACGCCGAUCUCGGCGCCAAUCACGCGCCGCGAGCUUCUUGAUGCGGCAUGCAAACUAAGCUGCGGUGCCAAUGGCGAUGUGAAGAUUGAGACAGAGGAUGAGGCAGGUCACGAGGUGAAAGACGUGAAGGAACGCGUGCCGCUCAAGCAGAAACAGGGUGUCGAUGCCGAGUCUAACACUACCAAUACAGAGCCAGUCAAGGUGACAUGUGACAGCUGCAGAAAGGUGUUUGGUUCUGCCUGGUUGCUCAUGCAGCAUGCCCAGAAGGACCAUGGCCUGCGCAUCUAUGUGACGUCCAGCCGUGACUCUCACACACCCUCUGAGUCGCACAGGUCCACACCAAAUGCUCCGAGGAGCAGGAAAGGAGAAGAAAAGUCGCGUGAGUCAGAUCAUCGAUUUGACGACAAACGAGAUAAAAAUGACAGUCUCCAUAAGUUUCGGAAUGAUUUGACCGAGCCUCUGCGAACAACGCCAUCUGUGGGUAGCGUCAGUAGUGGGGAGGGGCCACACUCAAGGCAUGCGCCUUCCCCUCACAACCCCUUCAUGUACCCCAGAAUGCCCUUUGGCGACAUUCGUCAUCCCCUCUCCCCUAUUACUGGCCUGGGGCACUUCGGAAGAGAUCUGAGACUGGACUUUCCCCAAGAUGUGUUUGCACCUCGAGGCCUGUUUGGUCUGCCCAGUUUUGAACAUGGCACGCCCAGCGCUUCUCCAUAUCACCCAUUUGAACCAAGACGAGGAGGAACUGGCAUGAGUCUAGACGAUUUUUACUCUCAAAGGUUACGUCAGCUUGCAUCGUCAACCUCCCCGUUGCCGCCACGCAAGCACACGCCCCCGUUCCCACAGUCUCCUCUGGGUGGCAGCAGUACAAGCCCAGCCAGCAUGUUCAACCACAGCCAUGGGGGCAAGGGCUCCACUACGCCAACCGAGCUUGACAAACAAGACGAUACACAGGGCAGCCCUGGAAAUCAGAAAUCAUGCGAGUUCUGUGGAAAGACAUUCCGUUUCCAGAGCAACCUGAUUGUUCAUCGUCGGUCUCAUACGGGGGAGAAACCGUACAAAUGUCCACUGUGCCCGCACGCCUGCACGCAGCAGAGCAAGUUAAAGAGACACCUGAAGACGCACAGUAAGACAGGGACGGCCAACACCUCGGAGGGCAGCCAUCCCUCAAGCAGCAGCACACCAGACUCCAACAAGAUGGGAGACGAUGAUGAUGACGAUGCUGAUGAGGAAGAGGAGGAGGAACAAGAGGAGGAGGAAGAAGAGGAGAUGGAAAUCAACAGCAUCAAACAGGAGCCUGGAUACCAGAACAAGGAGACAGAUCAGAGGAAGUGUGAUGAGCAGAGGAAAGCGUAUACCAGUGGCAGUGAACUGGCAGCGAGACUGUUUAAUGAACGAAUCGCUAUGACUAUCACCAGUGAGUUGGCAAAGGAUGACCCAGCCAGUAAAAAUGUCUCCAUACUCACUGAAGUCAUUCAGAACUCUGGUUUACAGAACCUACCCCAAUACAACGACGCUUUUAAACAGGCCAUGGCAGAGAAAGGGUUUCUGCAUGCGCCGAUCAGGCCCAGCAGUAAUCCUCCCCCAGCAGGCAGCCCAUUGGUUGACAAACUCAACGCCUUGGAGGACAAGGAACAACAAGGCUGCAAACGAGAACGUCCCGCAGAAGACUCUAACAUCAUGUCCAUCUCCAAGAUGAUCAAGAAAGAACCUCAUGAGAAGCAGAACCACUCACCGGUGCCGACUUCUCAAAGACUCAACAACAUCGACCCACCAUUCUGGUUUCAGAAUCAUCACGACAACUUUUUCAAAAAUUUUCAUCUGUCUGACAUCACCCCGAAUGGGUUUGGUGGUAUCAGUUCAGGAAACGAAUCAUCCAAUCCUAGUUCAUCUGUCUUAAACAGCAUGAACGCCACAUCUACACCGAUACCCACGAAUGGUUCUCCAGCAGUCCGUAAAGACCGUCUGCGUAACGACACUUGUGAGUUUUGUGGGAAGGUCUUCAAGAACUGCAGCAACCUGACGGUCCACCGCCGCUCACACACAGGGGAGAAGCCCUAUAAAUGCAUGCUGUGCAGCUACGCCUGCGCUCAGUCCAGCAAGCUCACGCGUCACAUGAAGACUCAUGGCCGAUAUGGGAAAGACGUCUAUAAGUGCAAGUUUUGUAUGAUGCCGUUCUCUGUACCAAGCACUCUGGAGAAGCACAUGAGAAAGUGUGUGGAGAACCUGAACAAGAUGCCGCUAGGCGAUGGUGAGGACUCUUCAAACAGCGAUGAAGAGUCAGCCUCAGACAGCCAAUCAGCGCUGUCGUCUGCUUCCCUGUCUCUGCCCUCGACGCCUCUCAACGCGCCCUCCCUGAACAUCCCGAUGACAUUCUCUCUGGCAGGAACCUUCGACAAGCACAUGCGUCGAGCAGAGAGCAGUAACGCAAUGGAUGGGGAUGACACAGGGUCCAACAGUGACGCAACUCCGGUCAGCGAGGCCUCUGUUUCGUCUGCAAGCAUGCUGCCACUCUCGUACCCCUCACCAGCUCUGUCACUGGCAUCCAGUUUAGCCCUUGCCAGUUCGGGGUUGUCCCUAGGAAUUGUGCCCAGUCUAAAUGCCCAAUCACCAAAUAUAUAGACAGUGUGAAUAGCAAUCUCACUCAUGUGAAGCAUAAUAUAUUUCAUGUAGAAUUAAGCUUAAUGAGGGCAAGUUUGGAUUAGCAUUGAAAUAAUUUCUUUUAUUUCUUAUCGGUGUAGACCCCAGGAGCAUUCUCAGUUGUGCCAUAUUUUUCCUAUGUCUUUUUCUGUUCUAUGUAGCUCAUUUUUGCUCAAUAUUUGUAAUUCAUUCUUUAUAUCUUCAAGUUUUGGUAGAUUUGUUCUUGAUCAGGUUUUUUCAUUGUUUUACCUUGUACCACUAUUUUGACUGAAAAUGAUUCAAGGGAAGUAACUCAGUAAGUGUAUGCUGUACAUAGUAUCACAAUACAUAGACCUGUAGUGCUCAAAGUGAUGUCUUCAAAUGACGCCAUGAUUGUGAGGCUAGCUUAAAGACAGGAGUGCUUGUAGAGACCCCACAAGGAACAAAUAUACCAUAUUGCUUGUGAUGUGAACUGAUAUUAUUUUAUUGUAAAACGAGGGACAUUAAAACCCUUACUUUUGUAUGGCAGAUAUAUUAUCACAUGCUGAUCAUUAUCUACAAUUUGAGUCUGGUACUGGGUAAACAGGUCCUUAUGCAUGGAACAGCACUAACCCUUUGCACGCUGGGAAAUUUGUCGUCUGUUAAAUUGUUGUCUGCUUAAUUUCUAAAAUUAGCAUUUUCUUCGAUUUUUUUUCAAAGAAUAUUAUCAGGAUAGCAAACAGUUUUGAUCCUGAUGAGACGCCACGCUCUGUGGCGUCUCAUCUGGAUCCAAACUGUUUGCAAAGGCCUUCAAAAUGCGGUUCCCGCACUGAAAGGGCUAAGCACAUGCGUUAAGACCUGUUUUCCCAGACCGUGGUUCAUCAUUGUCUUACCACUUCUUAUGAGGUGAGGGAUGUUUUUCAGUAGAUUACGGUUUAGAAUUGUCUAUUGUGUUUUGACUUGUUUUUUAUUUGUUGUUAGCAUUUAUAUCUGUAUGUUUCACUGUAUAAUUCUGUCAGUGUACAACUUGAUGUGUUUGCUCCAUGACUUGGUAACCUGUAUAUACAUUUUGUAGUUAACUGUUUGGUGCUUGUUGAUUUUAAUUGCUUACAAAUACACUCAGUUAUGCUGUUAAAGAUUGGAAAAGCAGUCUCUGAUUGUCUAGAAAACACGCGCAGGAUUAUUUGGAGGAACUGUGCUGGGCACACCAUUAAACUUUCUUUCUUGUUAAAUAUCAGUAUGAAAUUACAAAUAAUAAUGAAAGGUGGCAGGGUGUUGUCAGCCCUGUCCUUGGGUCUUGUGUUUAAUCUCUCCUCAACAAGCGCUUAAAUGAUCUUUCCUUAAGCACUCUUUGUAAUGGUUAUUGGUUUCACCCAGGAUACAGACUUUAGUGUGCUAGUAUUCCUAAAGGUUUUGGCAGUAUAAAGCUUAGAUAACAAUAUUUUUUCUCUUUCAAGCAACCCGUUGAUUUCUGAAUCGUAGACAAAUCAUUUCUAUAAGAAUGUUGCUGAUGUUUUCAUAGAUCCUGAUAAAACAACGCCUGUGCCCUCCACAGUUCUUCCUUGACUGUUACAAUGGCUUUGUAUUGCUACGAUAUCUUAGAAGAUACUAAACACAUGAAUUUUGCAUAAGCCUUCAUUUGCCAUUAUUUUAACAAUGAUGUAACAUGUAACUUGGACCCGUAUUCACCAACCAAUUGUUUGACUUUUGAGUAAAGAAUAGCCUUAGUCCAAAGAAAACAUACUUAAGAGUUUGAAUAUAUACAUGCUUAAUUUGAUGCAUAUGUCAUUUAAAAUAACUGUUCUAAAUGAAGAACGUUGAAAUUAUAUAUGUGGAAAUGCCAUGUAAAUAGUUAUAAAAUAUUGCAAUUUUACAAUUCUUUAUUUUUAAACUUAAUUAACCCUUUGCAUGCUGGGAAAUUUGCCGUCUGCUAACAUGUUGUCUGCUGAAUUUCUAAAAUUAGCAUUUUCUUUGAUUUUUUUCAAAAAAUACUAUCAGAAUAGCAAACUGUUUGGAUCCUGAUGAGACGCCACGUUCUGUGGCGUCUCAUCUGGAUCCAAAUUGUUUGCAGAGGCCUUCAAAAUUCGGUUCCAGCACUGAAAGAGUUAGUCUCAGAAUCAGUUGGUGAGUACGGGCCUGAUGUGACUGUAUUUUUGUAUUACUGCAUUCGGAGGGCAGGAUGAAGUCACCCGUUAGGUGGUGGUGACUCUAAACAUAACUACACACUUUUUUUUCCGUACUUUUUUUUUACUUGUUGGUUGUUUGUAUUGUUGCGAUGCUAUUUGCAUUCAGUAGGCAAGGUUUACAGAAAAUAUUUUGUACCUUGGAGGUGAAAAGGAGCAAAACGUUUAUAUUAUAUUUAAUUAUGAAUUUUUAUUGGAGUAAAAAUUACAUGAUUCAAAUCCGUGCCAUUGAACUGUAGCAGAAAUACACCAAGAGUUUUAUCAUAAAGUGCAUUAUAUUUAUAUUUCGGAAGUAUUACAACAUGUUAUAUUUUAGUGCUUUACAUGAAAUACAUAAAAUUGAGGAGAAUCAAUUUUUGGGCGAGACUACACUAUUUGUUGGUGAGACUACACUAUUUGUUGGUGACUAAUAUUUUGGAACCAUACUGUCUUUAUCAUGAAACAAGAAUACAAUAUUAUUAUAGAACUACCAGGGCACAUAUUUAUAAACCACCUUGUUGCAGCUGUAUAUGGACAUAUCACUUCAAAAUAGAUGUUGAAGAAUAUAACAUGACAAAAAUAACUUUUUGUGUCAAUUUUGAAUGUAAACCAGUCUCUGCAAAAAAUGGGCUUAAUGCUUGUGUGUUAAGUUUUGGUAUAGGCUUAUCAGGGACUACCCUAUCUGCUUGAACUGGUUUUUCUCUAAGAAGAGACUUUGUUUAAACGAAAAACGCCAUACAAGUUUUCAUCACAAGUUUAGAAAGCUAGCUUAACUUUUGAGGGGUAAUCAGCAUCAGCAGGAUGGUAUAUAACUACUAGCCUGGGUAUAGCUCUUCUCAGUUGCAUGCCAGUAUCUAGACAUUACCCCUAAAACAAACCCCUGCACCCCCCUCCCCUCCCAAUGAGAUGGUGUUGUUGGUAGGGAGGUGCAGGAUGAUUAUGAUAGUAAAAUGGUACUAAAAUAACUGCCUGUUUACAAACAGUUCAGAUCAUUUUACUUAAAACAAAUACAUGUAUGAAUUUUGUCGGUAGAAUUGCUUGGCUGUUUCAUAUGAACUAGCGGUUAUGGUGUAAGUUUUUAUGUCCCCCACUACUAUAGUGGGGGACAUAUUGUUUUUGCCCUGUCUGUUGCUUUGUUUGUGUGGAGCUGCACAUUUUGAGUGGUGAAAGGUCAAGGUCAUCCUUCAAGGUCAAAGGUCAUAUAUGGGGACAUAGUGUUUCACAAACACAUCUUGUUUUUAAUGUUUAAAACUGGAUUUCAUCAAAUAAAAAAAAAAGACAAAAAAUUAUGUCUUGAUGCUAGGAUGCCACUGUUAAGGGCGUGUCUACAUGGUUUGUGCACAUGUUUGUCAUGGAGCUAUAUGACUCGUGGACUGCAGUGGUUCAUUUUUUGUUAUCAUGGAUUCAUGUUCACUUAGCAUAACUAAAUAUUAAGUUGUAUUUGAUAUAAGAGCUCUUUUGGCUGACUCUUUCAUGCAUAGCAUUGUAUAAAAUUAAUAAGUUUACACCAGCAAAAAAUUAUAUUUAAGAAUAUUAAAUACAGUUUGUCCUUUGAUCAACACAAAUUUGUGUAUUUUUGUUAAACAUAUUUUAUCUGAAGUAUGAGUCUUACAAAAAUCUUGUUCAGUCAGAAAGGGUUGUCCCGCAUGAACCUUUGCGGACUGCACAGGCUUAUCUGGGACAACACUUUAAGCACAUGCAUUAAGCCCAUUUUGCCAGAACUGGGCUUUAUUAGUCUUUCAUUACUUGAAGAAGUUAGAAAAACUUUGCAAUAAACGCUAGUGUAAACUUUACUAUAUACUUACAUACAAUACAGCUAUUUGUGAUUUCUUUGUUAAUCAUGAACUGUUACACAAAUAUGGUUUUACAUACAUGUUCUGUUUGUUAGGCAUCAUCAUUAUAUAUACAUGUUAAGUGUAUUGAAAAUCAAUUAUUUUCACGGAGACUAUUAUCCAUUUCCUUGUAAUAAUCCAUAAAUAUAAAAGGUUGUCAGUGCAAAUGUUAAUUUAUAUUAAAUUUUCAAGCAGAAUUUAAAAUAUAACUUGUCAUUUUAGUAUGAGAAUAUGAUGUUUUUGUGAUCUUAGUAAGUUGUUACAUUGUUCCAUUUAAAACUGAGAGCCGUGUUCUUUAAUACUUGUUUUAACUAAGUUUAGCCAUAUAAAUAUGUAAUCUUCUGAGUAGUGAAGAGUUGUGUGUAACCACACCCCAUCUUUGGUUGGUGUGAACAUAGAUAGAACCUUUUAGAAUUUCAGUAGACCUGCAUGCAUGAGAUGGAGUGAAUGGUUUGUUUUUAUUUUGCAUAGAGUUUUUUUUACACUGUUACGUAGGUGCAAUUUGAUUGAAAUUUUAAGGAAGGUUAUUGUAUCACAUGCAUGAUCAGGUCUUGUUGUUUUUGUAAGAAAUCAGGUGUGAAAGUAAUGAAUAUUUUUCUAUACAGUUUUGAUCAAAUGUAUUUUCUAUUGUAAUUUUUGUUAGGUAUACCAUCUUUAGUGUAGGGUAAAUGAGGUGUUUAUCAUUCAACUGUAUUUUAACACUGUGAAGAUCUCUGUGUUGCUGGUUUCGGACUUGUACUCAGAUGUGUUAUCGUAGUAGUGACAUGUGUACUGAAUUGUUAUUUAUAUUUGAUCAGUGAAUUAUCUGUGCCAUACAGUCAUAUAUGAGCCUCACUAUGGGACAAGGGGGCUUAAUGCAUGUGUGCAAAGUGUUGUCCCAUAUAGACCUGUUCAGUAUGCACAGGCUAAUCAGGGACAAAACUUUUGCCCUUUACUGCAUCUUGGAAGAGACCUCCUUCAAAUUAAAAAUUCCAUAAUUUCAGAAAGAGUUGUCCCUGAUAAGCAUUGCAGACUGCACAGGCUAAUCUGGGACGUCACUUUAUGCACAUGCAUUAAGCCCUGUUUUCCUGUCACGAGUCUCAUUUGAUCAGUGAAUUCUUGGUGCCAUACAACUAUGUGUUAUAUAUUAAGUGUGUGCUAGUGAUGGAUCAUGGCUAUUUUAUCAUUAUAUCACUUUUUCCAAUACUGAUUUAAGGCUUUCAGUGUCUGGUCAGUCACAAGUGUCCCAGCUAUCUAAAUCAGAUAAGGUCACUAAACCACGCUUUUGAUUUAACUAAUCACUGUCUUGUUGAAAAUUUAAAACAAAUACCAAAGUGUUGCACUUUUUUGGCAAUUAGCGAUGAUUUGAUAUUUUUAAAUACUGACAUGCUAUUUCUGCAAACAAUAUUCUGGGAACCAUUCCGGCAGUAAACCCGCCCUGUGACGUGCAUUUCCCGCAAAGUCACAGUCUGAUGAAGAUUCACCAAUGGUGGAUCGAAACUGUCACGGUAUGUGAAAAAUUUCUUGGAAUGUACAUAGAAACUGUUAAAUAAUUUUCAAAAACUUUCCUGAUGAAUUUCUUUCGAAACAAUAUUCUCAUUUUAUCUCCUACAGAAUAAUUGUUGUAUUAUUUGCAAAGCUGUGUAACAAACUGACAGUGUUUGUUUUUUAUUAUACCCCCAUUACCAUUGGUAAUGGGGGCUAUAUAGGAGUCACUUUGUCGGUCUGUCGCGAAAUUUCAUCCGAUCUUCACCAAACUUGGUCACAAGUUGUGUCUUGAUAAUGUAUAGGUCAAGUUUGAAUAUGGGCCAUGCCGGGUCAAAAACUAGGUCACGGGGUCACUUAGUGUGUUUUAAACCGAAAGUUUGUCCGAACCAUAACUUUGUCAUUUAUCGUUAGAUUUUUUAAAAUAACUUGAUACAUUUGUCCCCCAUCAUGGGGCGGUGUGUCGCGUGAAAAAAGUAUGUCGAUAUCUCCAAGGUUAAGGUCACACUUGGAGUUCAAGGGUCAAAUGCUUGUCCGGGCCAUAACUUUAUCAUUUAUUGUGAGAUUUUAAAAUCAUUUGGCAAAUAUUUUCACCAUCAUGGGACGGUGUGUUGCGCGAAAGAAUUACGUCAAUAUCUUGAAGGUCAAGGUCACACUUUGAGUUCAAAGAUUAAAAAAUUGGCCAUAAAUGAGCUUGUCUGGGCAGUAACUUUGUUGUUCAUUGUGAGAUUUUAAAAUCAUUUGGCGCAUUUGUUCACCACCAUUGGACGGUGUGUCGCGCGAAAGAAUUACGUUGAUAUCUCCAAGGUCAAGGUCACACUUUGAGUUCAAAGGUCAAAAAUGGCCAUAAAUGAGCUUGUCCGGGCCAUAACUAUGUCAUUCAUUGUGAGAUUUUAAAAUCAUUUGGCAUAUUUGUUCACCAUCAUUGGACGGUGUGUCGCCCAAAAGAAUUACGUCGAUAUCUCAAAGGUCAAGGUCACACUUUGAGUUCAAAGGUCACAAAUGGCCAUAAAUGAGCUUGUAUGGGCCAUAACUAUGUUGUUCAUUGUGAGAUUUUAAUUCAUUUGGCACCUUUGUUCACCAUUAUUAGACGGUGUGUCACACGAAAGAGUUACGUCGAUAUCUGCAACAUAAUGGUCAAACUGUGAGUUCAAAGGUCAAAAAUGGCCAUAAAUGAUCUUGUACGGGCCAUAACUAUGUCAUUUAUUGUGAGAUUUUAAAAAUAACUGGUUCAAUUGUUCACAAUCAUUAGACGAUGUGUCAUGCGAAAGAAUGUCGAUAACUCCAAGGUCUAGGUCACACUUGGAGUUCAUAAGUAAAAAAAUGGCCAUAAAUUUGGACGGCAUGUCAUGCGAAAGAAGUCAAGAGUUCAUAGAUCGAAAUGGCCAUAAAUGAUAAUAGAAUUAUCAUUCUUAAAAAUCGCCAUUAAUUUGAUUCUCUUGUUUUGUGAAGACAGCAAGCAAAAUAGUCUGUGUCAAUGCGGCACGUGGGGGUAUAUGUCACGUCUGUUACAAAGCUCUAGUUAGAUCAGGAGCUUUUCAUAUUAGGUUAGUAACGAUAAAUGACUAAAUGACAUAAGAAAUAAGACUUUAUCAUAAAAUACAGUCUUGUUAUUUUUUCUUGCGUAUUUUGAUGCUGAAAAAAACACGAUACUCCGUGAGACACAUUUUUUAGAUGGCUUCUUUCUGACGGUACCAUGUGGUACAGUGUAGCAAAUUCAUAUUGGGCUUUAGCAACCCUCUUGCCAAAUAUUUAUUUACUGACCCAGUAUCACACCAUACCAAGUUGGUAAGAUGACCUGUUAGAUAUGACUGUUAUGGGGCCUGCCAGACACUGAUUCCAUAUUUGUUUCCUGGCUUUGUGGUGCUUGAUAUAUUCUAUUAUUUUAAAUUUUUCAUUAAUUUUUCAUAAAAUAUAAGCAUGCUAUUUAUCAGCUUUUUUCAUUCAUUAUUUAGACACAAAUUACUAUAAGCACAAAGUGUGAUCAGUUUUAAGAUGUACCGAAUGGUAUGCUAUCUGAUGUUCAAGCUAAUAGAAAGGAAAAAAGAUAUUUAUUUAAACCUGGAAUUAUGGCAUUCAAUUUGUUUAUAUGAAAUGUUUAGUCAAUGGGCGUUAAUAUACACUAUUUGUUAUACAUUACUGUUAACAUUAAGAACUUGUGAAAAACAUAAGUAAAAGAACUUGUUAAUUUGUUAUAUUCUGCUUUUUUGUUUAGUUAAGCAUAAAACCACAACUUGUCAACAGUUGUUCAACUCUUCCAUAUAAAACCAUGUUGCCAUCAAAUGUACUGUUAGUGCUAUUACAACCAGUGUCAUAUGUAAGAUAUGUAUGCAAUUUAUUUUUUAAGUAAUUAUUUAUUUUACUUUUAUGUUCACAUGUGCCAUAUUUAGUUUCAAACUAUGUACAUAUGUUUGCCAUAUUGCAAUUUACAUUAUUUGAUAUACUGUUUGAUUUUACCUGUGCUAAGCUCUUUUGUUUUAUUAUCACGCAACAUUGCCUGGGUUUCGGACUGGUUGUUACUCCUGCUGUCUAUGACUGUAACACAGUCUGCCAUCUGACGACACUUCCAUAUAGAGCGAUGUGGCAACCCGGUGAACUAGUGGGAGAAUAACCAGUCUGAAGUAUGAUGUACCUUCGAGCAGAAGGGUAGUGGCCAGCUGAUAUGGACAAUGUCCCCACAAUAUAGUCUUAUAUGUGCCUUGUUCUAGGAAAACUGGGCUUAAUAUGUUAACCAUUUGCAUGCUGGGAAAUUUGUCGUCUGCUAAAAUGUUGUCUGCUGAAUUUCUAAAAUUAGCAUUUUCUUCGAUUUUUUUCAAAGAAUACUAUCAGAAUAGCAAACAGUUUGGAUCCUGAUGAGACACCACGUUUUGUGGCGUCUCAUCUGGAUUCAAACUGUUUGCAAAGGCCUUCAAAAUUCAGUUUCAGCACUGAAAGAGUUAAGUGUUGUCACAGAUAAGCCUGUGCAGUUCACACAGGCUUAUCAUGGAUGAAACUUUCCGCCUAAACUAGAUUUUUGUUUUGACAGUACUUCGUUUAAAAUAACAAUCCCAUAAAAGCGAAAAGUGUUGUCCAUGUGCAGACCGAGCAGGCACAUCUGGUACGACACUUUACACGCAUGCAUUAAGCCCAGUUAUCCCGAAACAAGGCUUAAGUGUCCUUCACUCUUACAUAGCAGUACAGUUAUACAUACAUUCUUUAAAGCUAGUCUGAGAAUAUUAAUACUAGUGUUUUCCAAAAUAUUUAAUAUUGCAGAGAAUUUGUAAUAAUUUUUUCUCAGUAAAAAUGAAAUGCGAUACAUUUUUGACAAAACAUGUGCAAAUAUCAGUGUACUUGUAAUACAAUAACUCAUCAGUUUUGUAAAAACAAUAUUAGAAAUAGGCAUUCAUAUAUCUGUAGAACACUAUUUAAAAGUAGAUUAUUUGUCCAUGAGUUUGCGUGUUGUGUGCAUUGUCUAUAUCACUGAGCAGGACUGGAUUUGUGUAGCAGAUCAAGAAGUUUGUGCCAUAAUAUCUUAAGUCUUAUUUACACUUCUUUAAUGUUGUCACGCUGAUGAAAUCUAUUGCAAUGGUGACCCUACAUUUGGUCGACCUUUUAAGUACAGUUGGUCAUAUAAUCUUACUAUGGUAAUGGUAUUUAUUUAACAACUUUGUAAAUAAUUUGUAACUUAACUGCAAGAGUCUACCUGAAAAUCCUUUGGUGAAAAAAAAAUGUGUGAAAAAAAUUACUGGACAAAAAUAAAAUCUGGUUAACUUAAUGUACGUUAGACAGUCGAACCUACACUUAGAGUGGGUGACACCAUUGCAGUGUUCUCAGAGGUAUUUGGAGUGCAUGGAAUGCAUUCACAUCUUACUAGUUUAUGCUUUUUUGUAUUUCCGUUUGUGUGCAUGUCAAUCUGAACGUACAAAGUACAUGUAAAAUUGAAUAAAUAUUUUGUCUUGCAA